This is a messenger RNA of Xyrichtys novacula (pearly razorfish), 2749 nucleotides long. The record is from the annotation of a GenBank genome assembly. NCBI's taxonomy places the organism in Eukaryota, Metazoa, Chordata, Actinopteri, Labriformes, Labridae.
AGCCAGUCCUUUUCAACUCAUUUUCAUGCCAGUCACAAUCAGGGCGGCACAGAAAGGACUGAGGAACAGAAAGGGGCUCAGUUGAGUGACUACCAUGGGCAGCCAUACCAACAGCCCCCUCCUCUGUUUUUUUUUUUUCUUCCUCCCCUGCAGAACAAUGUGUCAGUGUUCAACUGUGCCAGAUUCACUGCAAGAGGUUGCCCCGCGUUUAUUUACGAGUGUAUCCACGAGGUUGUGCGGCAAUCGCCCUACAUUUGACACAGUCUUUAAAUGGCCACAUCAGCAGACAGAUAAUCAGUGAGAUAAAGAAGAGCAUCUUCCAUGCCAACUCGGGCAGGGGUGGAGGUUGUGGUGUGGGGGGUGAAAGGGUGAAGGGAGGGGUGUAUAUAAAAGGGGGCCAAUGGGCAUUCACAAUCCCACGGUCUGUUUGAGCUUCAUCACUCCCUGCCUUCAAACCCAGAGAGCCUGCAGCCAUGACAUUCAACGGAACCUGGAAGGUCGACCGUAGUGAAAACUAUGACAAGUUCAUGGAGCAGAUGGGUGAGUUUUUGAACACCUGGAUCGCUGUGAAUAUUUUAGCAGAGAUACAUUACAAUAGCUCAAUUUUAGAGGGGCUUAUCCUUCCUCUAAAGAAUUCACUUUUUAAUGCAAAAGUGAAGUAUUAAAUGGUUAAAAGCGUACCUUCAAAUUUAAAAAAAGGGGUGGUGGUUGUUUGAAAGUAUACUGCAAUUAAUUGGACUUUUUUGGCUGAUUUCCACUUAUAUUGAUGUUACUUUUUACACAGCUUUCCGUUCGAUUGGCCCUAAAAACUGUAUUAUUGUUUUAAUACAUUUAGGAUACAUUCAACCUAAGUGUAGUCCUUUAUAUUUUAUUCUGUUUUGUGAAGAAACAUUUGAAAUAUGAUCAAAAUGAAGCUCUAAAACGGACAGAUUGAGGUUGUUUCAGGCCCCCCUCAUUAAGUAAGUCUGAUCUGAGCUAUGAUGACAAUCUGUGUGACGGUAUCAUGUUUUUCCAUACAGUUGGACACUGCUGUAUGAGUGAUAAAUAGUACAGAGAUGUGUUGGUAUGUUUGAGUUGUUUAUGGUACAAGACAUAUUAAUAGCAGUGGCGAAAUUCAGAUCUUUCUUUGGACUUGGCCGGGGUAACUCUUGGCAAGCGGACAUGUGAAGACGUCAAACGCAAACUGAGCUGAGACAGAGAAGGGAUUAUUCUCAUUCUCCAAACAUUUAGCAACAUACCGGCGUCAUGUUUUUGUUGUUGUCUGCUCAACAUUUCAGGUGUUAAUAUCAUGAAGCGCAAACUAGCGGAGCAUGACAACCUGAAGAUCAUCAUCGAGCAGACCGGGGACAAGUUCCACCUCAAGGAGUCUAGCACUUUCCGCACCAAGGAAAUCGACUUCUCCCUGGGCGUCCAGUUUGACUACAGCCUGGCUGAUGGCACUGAAGUCUCAGUAAGCGCCAUCAAGUUUUUCAACCAUUAUAGGACCAAUAAACGCUAGUGUGUUUGGUGACUGAACGCCAAACAUGACAGCGAUAGAAAAUCAACAUUUCAUGAUCUACUAAUGGAAGAGAAAAUGCAAGUUCAUACUGUCUGUUUUCAACUAGGGUACAUGGGAGAUGGAGGGCGACAUGCUGAAAGGCAAAUUCACCAGGAAAGACAACAGCAAAGUCCUGACCACCACCAGAGCUCUGGUAGGAGGAGAGCUGGUGCAGGUCAGUGGAUGCAGAAGCAUUUUAAGUACAGAACAGUAUGUUCAGCCAUAACUGCCUCUACAAUACUAAAACGUGUCUUUGUCUUUUUUCCUACAGACUUACAACUACGAGGGAGUGGAUGCUAAGAGGAUUUUCAAGAAGCAGUAAACUGGAGUCAAAAGUUCAUAUUUUUAUUUUUAUAUAGAUGACACACUUUAGAUUUGAUGUUUUUUUUCUAACAGGGCAAAGUCAAAUGGGAUUCAACUUUAUAUACCUAAAAACAUUUCAGUUUUUAAGACUUUUUUUUACUUGAAACUUAACUUGAAAUACAAAAGCAACUUAAGGAGAAAAGGAGAAACUGCUACUCACAAUGUCAGUAUGUGUGCCUUAAAAGAGCCUUAACAACCGGUAUCCCAGCGAUAGCAAACGCUCAGGUUGUAUUCAACCAUGUGGAGUUUUUGUUUUCUUCGCCAGAUUGAAAUUUAUGCUGACAUUCAGUUUUUAAAAUGUCAUUCAGAAAGUUCAGCAGUCACAUAUCUCUCCGGGAACAACGCCCUAAUUACCAAAAACCUGUUGCUAACAGAUUUGGACGACUUUAUUGGGGGCAAAAUACAUAGUUCAAGUUGAUGUAUCCAAGUUACGCAACAGGUAUGUGUCCUCUUGAAAUAUGUGCUGAUGUUGAAUUUUUUAAUGAGUUUUAAAGUUUUAAUUGAUAUACAUGAUAUACAAAUAGUCUAUUUUGAAUUAGAAUGGAAUUGGAAAAUCAUGGCAAAAAACACAUAAACAAGUUAAUCGAGAUCAAAACAGGGAAACGUUCAGCUUAAUUUGAGGGAAAUUACCCUUUAAAUAUCCCUAACAGUUGGGUAAACCUUGACUUUGUCAUACUAUAAACAACAGCAUUCAUUCUCACACUUCAUUUAGCAGUACAGUAAUGAUCCCACACAAGGUUAAAUGUAUUGUACGCUGUCUUCAAACUGUUGGGAAAUAAGCCAAUUUGCACUAAUGGUCCUUUAUUUUAGUUUGUAACAAUAAAGCCAUUUUUUGUCACUUGAUUCCCA